This is a messenger RNA of Ricinus communis (castor bean), 669 nucleotides long. RefSeq lists its product as uncharacterized. The transcript has a single exon. Lineage: Eukaryota; Viridiplantae; Streptophyta; Magnoliopsida; Malpighiales; Euphorbiaceae. The record is from RefSeq and is a predicted model, not a curated record. The coding region runs from base 266 to 535 and encodes 89 amino acids.
AGAGAGGAAUACAAUUGGCUUUGUACCAAUUCUACAAGUAAAACCAUCUCUGCCUCUGGUUUAUUUUUUCCAAACCACCAAUUUCUUUGUCACUUUCUUGGUUUUCUACAUAUAUAAAAGACCUGCCUCGCACUUCAUUUCCCCAAAUCACAAGCACAAAAUCAAGAAACAUACACAUCUGUUUCUCAUUCUGUUCUCAAAUCUUGAUUCGGUUUGAUCUAUAUAUCAACAGAAAAGGUGAAAAAUCAUCAUCAUCAUCAUCACCAUGAGUUCGACAAGCAGAGCUUGGAUGGUAGCAGCAAGUAUAGGAGUAGUAGAGGCAUUAAAAGAUCAAGGAUUGUGUAGAUGGAAUUAUGCAUUGAGAUCACUUCAGCACCAUGCGAAGAACAGUAUCAGAUCAUAUUCUCAACACCCUAAAAUGCUCUCUUCACUUUCUUCUUCUGCUGUGUCUCAGAAGCUUAAAGAUGAGAAAUUGAAGAAGUCUGAAGAAUCACUUAGAACUGUUAUGUAUUUAAGCUGUUGGGGUCCUAAUUAAAACCUCAUUAUUCAUUUUUGUAAAUAUGUAGUUUUCCUUCAUCAUACAUGUAUGAGUACCUUCAGCUCAUCUAUGAAUGCAACUAAGUUUUGAAUUAAAGAGGUAAUAUUGAUAUUUCCAGUUUUGGAAACCAA